AUGGCUCCAAAGAAGAAGUCGGCCCGCCCGGCAACCUCUACUCCAUCGAAGAGGGUGAUCAGAGGCCCAUCCCAAUCGCUGCGCUCCCAGGCCCCCUGCCAGGACGGCGGGGAAGGGGUCGAGUCUUUAGUCGCUAGCUUGGCGGGCGACCCUGAGGCUCUGGCCCGCCUGGCGUCCUGGUCUGGAUGGCCUGCUGCAACGCCCGGCCCACCGCGGACGGGGCCGGGCGCAUCCUCUUCGACAGGGCGGUGGCCUCCCCCCCCACUUCGGCCGGGUCCAGUGAGGAGUGGCGAGGGCACCACGUCACAACAGGAGCUGGUUGCGUCCCGCCCUGCGACCCGUGCGGCGGCACUGCUUCGCCAUCGCCGACCGCCAGAAAGGGGAAGGGAAGGCGGGGGAGGUCCACCACACCCCGUGCAGGCCGGGCGGCGCGAGGUUGUCUCGCCGCCCGCUUCCGCGGCGCCUGCCGGUGCCUUCCAAGUUUCUCCUCGGGUGGAAAGCGUCGGCGGGCAGGCGGCCAUGAAGCGUGCUAGCGGCGCAAAGGGGACACUUAGUCUUCCUCGACAGGUUAUCAACAACUACCUGGAUGGGGCUCAAGCAGGUUCCACAGAAAGGCUCACACCUGGAGGGAUGCACUUCCGGGACAGCAAGAGGAAAGUGGACUAUGUUUUAGCUUACCACUAUCGGAAAUGUACCUCGCAGUCCGUUGGUGGUUCUCCAAGCCUCUCGCAGAGACCUCCUUCUUUGGCUAUCAUUUCUAACGGGGAGACGGCCAAAAGUCAAUCUGAACAGCAGCCGCUGCCGCAACAAGGCCAGGGAGCAGCUUCUCCAAAUGCCGAGGUCAUCGAUCUGGGGCCGUUGGAGGCUCUGGAGGAAGCGAAACGGGAGCAGAGGAAAGAAUUCGAAAGCAACCUGAUGGAAGCUGGUCUGGAGAUAGAGAAAGACGCAGAGAAUAAGACACAAGGGCUGAGUUUUGUCCGAAUACAUGCACCAUGGAAUGUGCUUAGCCGAGAAGCAGAGUUUCUUAAAAUAAAAAUGCCCACGAAAAGGACGUAUGAAAUAAAAGAAGAAACGGGAAUUGUCAAUAAGUUGUCUGAAAUAUGGCAGAAGUUUACAAAACCUUUGCAGCCCAAUGUGCCACAGCAAAAUACCACCAGAAUGAAGCAUUUAUCUUAUCCUUUCUCCAGAGAAAAAAUCUAUUUGUACAACAUUCAAGAUAAAGACACGUUUUUUGACAAUGCUACCCGCAGUCGAAUAGUACAUGAAAUUUUGAAGCGUACAUAUACUACAAAAGCCAAAAACAGUAUGGGUAUUAAUACAUUAAUAGCAAACAAUGCAUAUGAAGCAGCCUUUCCCCUCCAUGAUGUAGGUAUACAUUUUUUUGACAAUCUCCUAAGAACCUUGUUAAUAGUGAAUGAAUGCUUAAUUGUUACUACAUAUGAGAUCCGGCUGGAGUGCAAACUUCCUGUUAAGAAACAGUAUUCUUCAAAUAAAUAA
Messenger RNA from Lacerta agilis (Sand lizard), 1497 nucleotides. Its product is annotated as anoctamin-2-like. NCBI's taxonomy places the organism in Eukaryota, Metazoa, Chordata, Lepidosauria, Squamata, Lacertidae. The transcript is spliced from 8 exons. Gene Ontology annotation, molecular function: protein dimerization activity; chloride channel activity. The coding region runs from base 1 to 1497 and encodes 498 amino acids. The record is from RefSeq and is a predicted model, not a curated record. Gene Ontology annotation, cellular component: plasma membrane. Gene Ontology annotation, biological process: chloride transmembrane transport.